AUGCCGGUAACUUCGGGCACCACUCAUCACGUGUCUCAGGACUUCGACUUAAGUCAGUACGGAGAAGACCUUACAGAAAAGGCCAGAAAUGGGAGGUUGCAGCCUGUUAUUGGCAGGCAGGACGAAAUUGACAGAAUCGCUCAGAUUUUGAGCCGCAUGAUGACAAAGGCCCCCCUCCUCAUCGGGGAGCCUGGCGUUGGAAAAACAGUCAUUAUUGAGGGCCUUGCUCAGCGCAUUAUUGAAGGAGCAGUGCCUAGGGCAUUGCGUGGACGCCGCAUCUUUUCUUUGGAUUUGCUCAAUUUGUCCGCCGGCACGUCCAUGCGUGGAGAGUUUGAAAAGAGGAUGAAGGAGAUUAUCAGUUACUUGCAGGAACAUAAGAAGAGUGUCAUUCUAUUUGUCGACGAGAUCCACUCUCUCGUCGGCGCAGGCAAGGCCGCUGGCUCCUCGGAUGCCACACAAAUCCUCAAGGUGCCACUCGCCAGAGGAGACAUUGUGCUGGUGGGUGCCACUACGCUUGAGGAGUACAAACUGCACAUCGAGAAGGAUGCCGCAUUUUGCCGGCGAUUUCAAAAUAUCGUCGUGGAAGCCCCAUCAAAGGAGAGCGCCAUGUGUAAGCCACCAGCUGUGGCUGCUUUCGAUGCAGGACUGUGUACUUCUAUUUUUUUGAUACCCUUAUUUCUGCCUGAUGGGUCUAUUGGUCUACGUGUGCGUAUGUUUGCACCAGCAAUCCUGCUGGGGUUGAGGCAUCACUACGAGCAGUUUCACAAUGUAGAUAUCUCCGAGGAGGUGAUCGACCAAAUCGUGAACCUGAGUGACCGAUACGUAAAGCAGCGCUCAUUCCCCGACAAGGCAAUAGACCUUUUAGAUGAAUCCUGCUCGUGGAAGAAGGUGUCUUACAACAAGCAGCUCGUCCUGCUUAGGAAGAAAAUUUCAUCAGCGGAAAUGCAGGGCUCCGAGACCACGGAAGAGGACCUGAAGGCCAUGAGAGAGGAACUUGCAGCGCUAGAGGCCCUCACUGCAAAAGUGGUGGGCCAGUACCAGGCGGUGAAGGCGGUGUCUGACGCCCUGGCGAUCCAACGCGCCGGCCUCAGUCCAAGAAACAAACCGUUGGGAUCCUUCUUGUUCCUUGGCUCUUCUGGUGUUGGUAAGACAGAGUUGGCGAAGGCAGUCGCCCAAGAAAUGUUCCACUCAGAAAAGAAUUUGAUUCGUUUGGACAUGGUGGAGUAUCAAGAAGCCCACAGCAUCUCCCGUCUUAUUGGACCUCCCCCGGGGUAUAUGGGUAACGAUGAGGGUGGCCAGCUCACGGAAGCAGUCAGGCAGAAGCCCCACAGCGUCAUCGUCUUCGACGAAGCAGAAAAUGCACACAAAAAUCUCUGGUCGCUCCUCCUGCCCAUGCUGGACGAGGGUCACUUGUCAGACUCUAAGGGCAACCGCGUGGAUUUCACCAGUUGCCUGAUCAUUCUUACCUCCAACAUUGGGCAGCAAUUUAUUCUCGAUGGCUAUAAGGAGGCCCGCGCAAUCGCCGUGGGCAAUAAGGCUAUUGGCCCAUCUACAAGCGACGAAGGCGGGAAGGGUGGCGCUGGCGCUUCCGGAAGUUUCAAAAUUCCCGGAAAGUUGCCGUCUGACGUGCUAAAGAGAAUGAGGCAAAACGUGCUCAAGGAGGUCUUUGGAUAUUUCAAGCCCCAAGUUAUUGGUAGAAUGAGUGAAGUCAUUAUUUUUGAGCCACUGAACGAGCAAGCGAUGAAGGGUGUGCUUGGCCUAAAACUGGCUGCCCUCGUACAGAGCAUGGCCAGCAAGGGAGUCGACUUCAGGGUCACGAAUUCGGCGAUACAGUUCAUCUUGGAAAGGGCGUGGUCCUACAAGUAUGGUGGCCGGCGAAUGGGCAAAUACCUCGAGAAGUACAUCAAGUUCAAGCUAGCGCCAUUGUUGAUCUCUGGGAAGUUGAAAUCAGGAGACAGGGCUAUCCUCGCGCGUUCCAAAGUCAACACCAACCAGCUUAUUCUUAUCGUCUGCGAGCUGGACGAUACGGGUACGUGCUUGACUGGAACAAAAUACGGAACGAAGCUAGUAACCCAGGAGGCCAAAGCACAAGAUGCGGAUGAUGGGGAAGAAUCCAUUGAAUGA
Cyclospora cayetanensis is the source of this 2124-nucleotide messenger RNA. RefSeq names its product chaperone protein ClpB. The record is from RefSeq and is a predicted model, not a curated record. Gene Ontology annotation, biological process: cellular response to heat. NCBI's taxonomy places the organism in Eukaryota, Apicomplexa, Conoidasida, Eucoccidiorida, Eimeriidae. Gene Ontology annotation, molecular function: ATP binding; ATP hydrolysis activity. Gene Ontology annotation, cellular component: cytoplasm.